CAGAUAAUGAGGAGCCAGCUAUACUUGGCUGUCCAUCCUCCCAGUCUGUUUCCAUGGAGCUCGGUCAGAAUUUUGCUACGGUGUCUUGGACUGAACCAACAGUGAUAGAUAAUGCAGAUGCAUCUUUGAAUAUUAACUUAACAUUUGAUGGAGAGGGGACCAAUCCAGGCAACUUUACGCAAGGAAUCACUUCUCUUUCAUACAUAGCUGAAGAUACUGCUGGGAAUAAAGCUACUUGCAUGUUCGAGAUAGUAGUCAGUGAUACUGAAGAUCCAGUCAUAGUUGGCUGUCCAUUCUCCCAUUCCGUUUCCAUGGAGCUCGGUCAGAAUUUCGCUACAGUGCCUUGGGCGUUUGUGACUCCACCAACAGCAUCAGAUAACUCUGAUUUGAAUGUUACGGUAUCAUUCGAUGGGCCUGGGGAGGAGAUCAGUCCACGCAACUUUACACAAGGAAUUACUUCUCUUUUAUACACAGCUGUUGAUGCCGCUGGAAAUAGAGCUUCUUGCAUAAUCGAAAUAGUAGUCUUCGAUACUGAGGAUCCAGUUAUAGUUGGCUGUCCAUCGUCCCAGUCCGUUCCCAUGGAGCCCGGUCAGAAUUUCGCUACAGUGUCUUGGAUGCUUAUGACUCCACCAACAGCGUCAGAUAAUUCUAACAAAGUUACGCUGACAUUCAAUGGGCCUGGGGAGGAGAUCAAUCCACGCAACUUUUCACGAGGAAUCACUUCUCUUUCAUACACAGCUGCUGAUAACAACGAAAAUAGAGCUACUUGCAUGUUCGAGAUAGUUGUUAUUGAUAAUGAGGAGCCAGCUAUACUUGGCUGUCCAUCCUCCCAGUCCGUUUCCAUGGAGCUCGGUCAGAAUUUUGCUACGGUGUCUUGGACUGAACCAACAGUGAUAGAUAAUGCAGAUGCAUCUUUGAAUAUUAACUUAACAUUCGAUGGAGAGGGGACCAAUCCGGGCAACUUUACCCUGGGAAUCACUUCUCUUUCAUAUACAGCUAUUGAUACCGCAGGAAAUAGAGCUACUUGCAUGUUCGAGAUAGUAGUCAGUGAUACUGAGGAUCCAGUUAUAGUUGGCUGUCCAUUCUCCCGUACCGUACCGAUGGAGACCGGUCAGAGAUUCGCUACAGUGUCUUGGAUGUCUUUGACUCCAACAACAGCAUCAGAUAACUCUAAUAAUGUUACGCUGUCAUUCGAUGGGCCUGGGGAGGAGAUCAGUCCACGCAACUUUUCACGAGGAUUCACUUCUCUUUCAUACGUAGCUGUUGAUGCCGCUGGAAAUAGAGCUACUUGCAUGUUUCAGAUAGUAGUCAUUGAUACUGAGGAUCCAGUCAUAAUUGGCUGUCCAUCCUCCCAGUCCGUUCCCAUGGAGACCGGUCAGAAUUUCGCUACGGUGUCUUGGACUGAACCAAAAGUGUCAGAUAAUGCUUACACCGCUCGGCUGAUAUUCACUGGGCCUGGGGAGGAGAUCAAUCCACGAAACUUUUCACGAGGAAUCACUUCUCUUUCAUACACAGCUGUUGAUAAAGUCUUAAAUAGAGCUACUUGCAUGUUUGAGAUAGUAGUCAUUGGUAAGUGA
Molecule: messenger RNA, 1577 nt
Organism: Strongylocentrotus purpuratus (purple sea urchin)
Lineage: Eukaryota; Metazoa; Echinodermata; Echinoidea; Camarodonta; Strongylocentrotidae
Product: hyalin-like
Exons: 6
Coding region: 54-1577 (507 amino acids)
Source: RefSeq, a predicted model, not a curated record